CGGACCGAACGAACUGGGGUUCCCAAAUAACGGGAACAUAGAGACAGACACACAGACGGAUGGCGGGACAGAGCCAAAGAAAAGAUACCGCAUAACGGGUACCGUGUUUAUGUUUAUCGUUUAUCUUUCAUUUAGUAAAAAAAAAAGCUGGUUUAUUUAUUUAUCUUUUGUUUAUCGAUUGAUUGCGUUUUAAUUACCGGCCUGUGACAGAGAGGGGGAGGAGCGAAAACCAGAGGCGUCCCUGUGUAGCCUUACUUAUUAUUUGAUUAUUUAAAUGUUUCAAAUAAUUGAAUUGUAUAUUUUAUCAUAAUGCUUCUUGUGUGCAUGUAUUCGUGAGCUGACCAUAGCCAUUUCUGCUUAUAACCAAAUAUAGAGAACCAAAAAUAACAACAUAACACCAGCAGCUGCUAACCUUUUCUGAUCCGACCAUACACCUGCUACAACAGACAGCGAGAAAGAAUAGUUUUUCAUCGAAGUAAAACUGGAGAGAUAUUUAUUUACAAGUGUAAACCAAAGCAAAACCGAUCGAGGUAAAAAAAAAAAAAAAAAAAAAAGCCACAGUGACGGGAAGAGUCGCACACCUGUCGUGAUAAGCAAAACAUAUGGGAAUACCUUCAAUAAUAUAUAAAAAAUAAUAUUCCAUACAGUUCAUAUCUAGGCUAUUUUGUAGCCACAUACAGGCCUAACUUUUACCAAUGAGAGAAUACCAGCGUUAGAGAGUUCGUCAGUCUAUUCAUUCUGUUAAUGACUCAUAUCAACAGAAGCCUAUUUAGCCUACAUAGCUGGCGUUGUGUAUCCCGUAUCCCGACUAUCCGUCUGUGUGUUAGUCUCAAGUGAGCACCGUUCACUGAACGACUAAGGGACCAUAUAUCCACAUCGAUAUGACAUAGAUAGAGGCACAAAACCAAAAAUGUGAACGUAGCAUAGGCUAGACACAAACUCAACCAAAUAUUCUUACUACCAAACAUAUUUUGAAACGUCUACCUGGAAAGCAUACGAAGAAAGGCAAAAAAAGAAGAGAAGACAAGCGCAAUUCGAAGAAAACUGCAAAUAAAAACCAAGAACGACAGCGGAUCAUGUUUGUUCCCUUGCCGGUGCCGUUCGUCUUUCAGAGAACUGCUUCCGACUUCAGCGCCUGGCGUCUCAAGUCCCCGCUGGCUCUACGCUCCAGCUCCGAUAUCAGGAUGUCAAAACCAGCAGAGGAUGAGAAGCCUGGGACAGACUUUCCAGGGGAGAGCACAGACUCAGAGAGGAACAGUCCCGAUGCAAAUGAUCAGGUUCAGCCAAUGAAAACGAGUCCCUUCAGUCUUUCUCCUUCCUUGAGCAACACCAAGAGUAAAAGUGAGGCUGGCCCUGAGAUGACCUCCACCCAUGUGCCGCCUCCCUCCCAGCAGCAGACACCUCACUCUCACACACAACUCAUGUUGGCAGGGAGUCAGCUGGCAGGGCUGGCUGCCCUCUUGCCUGCGCAGCAGCAGCUGUUGCUUCAGCAGGCCCAGGCUCAACUCCUGGCUGCUGCCGUGCAGCAGUCCAACGCGGCUCACGCUGCUCAUGCCGCCCACGCAGCAGCCCAAGCCAAUCAGCAGCAGCAGCAACAACAACAGCAGCAGCAGCAGCUGACCAAACAAGAGCAUGCCCAGCCUCAGCUCACGCUCUCUCAGCCUAUCCAGCUCACCGCCCAGGAUAUCCAGCAACUGUUGCAGCUGCAGCAGUUAGUCCUGAUGCCCGGCCAUCACCUGCAGUCUCCUCAGUUCCUCCUGCCUCAGGCCCAGGGACAACAGGGGCAGCAGGGUAAGUGGGACCUACUAAGUUUGCUCUCGACACCAAAUUUAAUUUCGCUACCUCAGCAUCAGCAAAGCCAGGGGAGUCUUCUAACUACUCCACCCAGGCUGGGACUGCAAGCACAGCGUCGUCACGGUGACGGCCUCACGUCGUUACAGAGGGACAAGAGCGGGGACGGCGGCGUGACCUCCGGGGCCUCGGCCGCCCCCAUGACCUCGGUGACCUCUGGCCCGCACGGCGAGGAGCCAAGUGACCUGGAGGAGCUGGAGCAGUUCGCCCGCACCUUCAAACAGAGACGCAUCAAACUGGGCUUCACACAGGGUGACGUUGGCAUGGCAAUGGGGAAACUGUAUGGGAAUGACUUCAGCCAGACCACCAUCUCUCGCUUCGAGGCCCUCAACCUGAGCUUUAAGAACAUGUGCAAGCUCAAGCCUCUGCUUGAGAAGUGGCUAAACGAUGCAGAGACCAUGGCGAUAGACAACAUGCUUCCCAGCCCCAGCUCUCUCUCCUCCCCCAUGAUGGGGUUUGAGGGCAUGACGGGGCGCCGCAGGAAGAAACGCACCAGCAUUGAGACCAACGUCCGUGUGGCCUUAGAGCGCAACUUCAUCUCGAACCAGAAGCCUAACUCAGAGGAGAUCCUCCUGAUGGGAAAGCAGCUCAACAUGGAGAAGGAGGUGAUCCGGGUCUGGUUCUGCAACCGGCGCCAGAAAGAGAAACGCAUCAACCCCUGCAGUGCCACCCCUCCCCUGCCCAGCCAGUCCUCCCUUGUGACGCACAAACCCCCCUGCUACAACCCACACAUGAUGUCUAGUCAGGGGCUGCACCAGGCUGCCACCAGCCUCAGCACAACCGUGACCAGCCCAUCGCCCUUGGCAACUUGCCCUCUGACCCCCAGUGGCUCUGCAACUAUGAGCUCCGCCGCCUCCUCUGUGACUCCGCCUCCACACAGCACAGCCAGCAACGCCCCUCCCACCCUCAGUGCCCACAGCCUGAACGCUGGGAACACAAUGAUGGGAGUAAGCACAGGGCUGAACCAGGCUCUCAUCAGCAGCAAUCCCCUGGCCACAAUGCAAGCUCUGGCUGCCAGUGGUGGGCAGCUGCCCAUUUCCAGUCUUGAGGCCGGAGGUCAGAUGAUCCUGGGCGGGGCUGGGGUUCGCCCCUCCCUAUUCCUCAACCGCCACACCCUCCUGCCUAUGGCGUCCCAACAAGCCUGUGUGGGAUUGGUCGGCGGUCCCAGAGGCGACUCUCCGCCCCCCCGCGCCAGCGGCAUGGACGUCGACUCCUGCUCCGCCUCUCCCUGCUCCAGCCCUGCCUCCUUCUGCUCGUUCAGCGAAGCCUCACCGCCGCCUCUUGGCGGGGCCAUGGCCGAGUGACGACGACACAACCCAAAGGUUCCUGUCGGAAGGUGGAGGAGGAGGAGGAGGAGUUUUAGAGGAGCUUUACAGAAACACCUCGCCUUUCAACCAAAGCCAUCUCUCUCUCCCUCCAUUUGUCGCCUUCGCUCUCUCUCCCGGAGUCUUUCAAAGCCAAAAAAUACACAGAUUGAAAGAGGAAGACGAGAGCGAGGAAGAAUGGAGAGGAGGAGAGAACAGGAGAACGGUGGAGAUUUAAACCAAAAAAAAAGAUCUAUCUAUACAGUUGGAGAGGUGGCAUUGUGGAACGUUUUGUCGGCAGUGAAUGCUGAUGUACAUUUACUCCUUUCUAUGGAAAAGAACAAAUGAGCUAAAAACAAACAGCUGAAAAGAGGGCAGGGAUGACAACUGAACUAAGACUUUGUGUGAGAGAUGGGUGGCAAGGACAGGAAAGGAAGGAAAGACUACAAGCUUCAGUGGAUGGAUGGAAAGAAAUUCACAUUUGAAAAAACCUAGAAGGGAAAAACACACAAAGAUAAACCAUGACAAACAUGCCAAAAUCUCCAAAACCGAAAUACCAAAAACUGAAACCAAAAAAACAAAACGGAGAGAAAAGCUUUACUUAAAAGACUUCUGAUUCUGAUCUGUUCAGGAUCAGCACAUCACCCACACUCAAAAGCAUGUAUGAUUUCAUCGUAAUAUUAUUAUUAUUAUUAUUUUUUUUAAAUUAAGUUUUCAACACUUAUUUUUGUAUUUUAUAUGAUUUGAGCAUUGGGUUAUGUCAUACCAAAUGAGCAUGAUUUGAUAUAGAUAUCUUAGUAGUGUCAGUCCUCCCACAUAUCUUUGCCUACCUCUAGUGGCUGUACAGUUUCAACUUAUUUACAGCACAAAGCCGUGUUGUGGAUUUAGCAGUCACCUCGAAUGAUUAACUUUACAACUUAUUUUGUGGUAUAUUUUCCUAUUCAAUUUUCAAUUUUUCAAUUCCUUUUGUUUAUUUCACAUUUUGCUGAUUGAAUCCUCAUUGUCAUGAUCAUCAUAAUAAUCACCCUCGUCAUUAGGGCUAUUAACUUCAACAUUUGUUUAAUAUGAUGAGAUAUUGUUGCCUCCUUUGUUUCAUAACUUCUUAUGUACAAUUCUCUUAGCAUCCUCCCCAAUGUGAAGAUAAGGGCACAGCACCCUCCCCAAUGCGAAGAUAAGGGUACUGGGCCUUUUUCUCAAAGGUUCGAUGAGAUUGGAGAACCCACUUGGGAGGGAUGUUAGACCGUACCUCCACGCAGAAUAUUUCCAGAUCCUUUGUCUGCCCUUAUGGACUUCCCUCUUCAAUUCAAACGACAAUUAGGGUUCAAGUCCGGAGACUGAAAAAUGUUGAUUUCUGUGGCCAAUGAAACUUUUCUUUGUGGAUUUGGAUUAGUGCUUGGGAGUUAUUGUCUUGUUGGAAGAUCCACUUGUGGCAAAAUAGCCCCAUAAUGUCAAAGAUCCACCACCAUAUUUUACCGUAAUGAGGUACAUUUCUGCAUAUUCUUCUGUAUUUCAACGCCAAACCCACCACUCGUGUGCAUGGUCAAAGAGAUCUUUUUUUUUCAUGUCAUCUGAUCAUAGCACUGUCUGGAGUUUUAUAAACAGCACUGGCACUUGGAUUGGAACCGGGUGCUAUGGUCAAAGGACAUGGAAAUAGAGCUCUUUGGCCACACACACCAGUGGUGGGUUUGGUUUUGAAAAACAGAAGAAUAUGUAUAAAAGUACCUCAUGCCAAUGUUAAAAUAUGGUGGUGGACCUUUGAUAUUAUGGGGCUAUUUUGCUUCCACUGAUCCCGGGGCCCUUCUUAAGGUCAGCGGCGUCAUUAACUUGACCAAGUCCCAACCGGGCAUUUUAACCAAAAACCUGGUGGCCUCUGCCAGGAGGCUGACAGUUGGCCACAAGUGGAUCUCCCAGCAAGACAAUAACCCCAAACACAAAUCAAAAUCCACAAAGAAAUGGGUAAUUGACCACAAAAUCUCAAUUUUGCCAUGGCUACCUGUUGUUUGAAGGCUCAGUGUAGUUAUCCUUGCAAGGGGAGGGUGCUAGAGUAUUAAAAACCCGGGGUGUGAAUCAUUCUGAUCCUUAUCUUUUCUUUCUUUCUUUUUCUCUGAGAAAUUGUAUUAGUAUAAAAUAAUAUAAUUUCCCCACUUAUUUUGCAAACAAAAAGUAUUUGUAUAAUUUAUUUUAUACUGUAUUUUUUGCUAAUAUUUAUCAAUGUAUAUAUGAACACCAAAAUGUACUCUAAUGGCUGUUCUGUUGCUUCAAGCAUGCAUGCAUACACACACACACACACACACACACACACACACACACACACACACACACACACACACACACACACACACACACACACACACACACACACACACACACACACUACACUAGAAUGUAUCGAGAUGUUGAAGCUAAAUAAUCUUUAAUGCCUUUCAUUAUAUUUGUUUGCCUGUUUUUUUUUUCUCUCUCAAUAUAAUUCAUUUUCAUAUCAUUCCACUGACAUCAUAUCAGUCACUUCUAGUCAGUCACUCUUGGAUACCAAAGCAUUGUUUCGCCCGGCCGGAAGAGCCGGGAAAACAAGUGUUCAGACAGAGACCUCAGCCGUGUCAAAAACCAAACACCCCAUAACAGAGGACGACUCCACACCAACAAAAAAAAGGACAGCAUCCCUCCGAGCCCCCAACCCCCUGCCCUCCACCCCUUCUGCCCCUCUCCUUAGCCUCGAAAGAUUGGGUCAAAGAGCCAAAAAAAAGAAGAUGAGAAGAAAACAAAAAGACUGCCCAGAGGAGUCAAAAAGGCAAAAAGAGGACCUGUUGGAAACUGCAGGGGAAAACGGAGGAGAAAGCUGGAACGAAGGACCAAAACCAAAAAAGAACCUUACCAAAACCUACGUAUGAGCGACUUAACUGAACAGAUGAGAAACCAAAAACCAAAUACAACACGUUGUGGACAAAGAAGUGGAGGAGGAAGAUAAGGAAGAGGAGGAGGCUUUAGAGUCUGUCACAGCCUGAGAGGCUCCCUCUCUCACUCUUUCCUCCCUCCUCCAUUUGUGACCUCACUUUGUUCACCCUUUUCCUGGAUGGAGGAACAGCUAAUGACCUCACGGAACUGAAUUUAAGAAUAUAUAUUUUUCCUUUUUUUGCUUUUUAUGGUCGGUCUGUCGAUUGCUGUAUGACUUUGUCUCAUUGCUUUCUACUUGUAAUGGAGAUGAUGGGGUCAUUUAUUGCCUAUUUUCAUAUCUGGUCUGGGCUAUUAUUGGCGUGCUCUGGCUUUUUUUUCCCCAUUCGGUGGUUGGAAAUAAUACUGUGAAAAUGUAGCUUCCAAAUUUUUUCUUUGAGCAAGAAUGUUGUGAAAAAGCCAAAACUGAAUACCAAAAGCAAAACUGUUUGACACACAGACAUACCAAAUAACAACCAAAUCAAUGCACAAUUGUCGGAGAGGAAUAGUUGGAUAACUGUGUUUGUGCUAGGGUUUUCUGGACAGAUAUGUAGAGAGACUGGUUGCGAGAGAAAGGUAUGUGUGUGUGUGUGUGUGUGUGUGUGUGUGUGUGUGUGUGUGUGUGUGUGUGUGUGUGUGUGUGUGUGUGUGUGUGUGUGUGUGUGUGUGUGUGUGUGUGUGUGCGCAUUCAGGCAUGCUACCAUACAUGAUUGCGCACAUACCUGUGUGUGAGAUAUGGAUGGCGUGUAUGUGACAGGAGAGCAAAAGAGAGACCGAAUGAGUGUGUAGAAAGAGCUAUUCUCUCGCAUAUGAACCAAACCAUAAAGAUUCAGUACACACUCUUCUGUCCAGUGUGCCACAGAAUACUGAUCGAUAUACACAUGAAACUUCACACGUGAAAUGAGACAUGAGGCACAUAUAGGCAGAUAUUAAAGGCAACCAAUGAUAAUAUUGUGGGGAGGGGCGGGCGGAAAUCAACUGAAAACCAGUUGACCUACCCUUUAUAGGGAAUGUAUCUGUUAGUGCUUCAAUAGAUUUUGUAGGAAAAAAAGCUAUAUCUUCUACUGCUAAUGUAUAAAAGGCUGUGAAAUGAUCCUUGAUAACAAAAAAAAUGUUGAUGAUAACGAUGACUUGAUUUUAGACCAAAAGCUUUAAACUAUCUCUCUUGGGAUCUUUGUUUUGAAGGUGUAUAUCUAUUCAUGUGAGGUGGAAGAUGAGUUUCUUUGCAAAAGAUGUGUAUGUUACGAACUCUCACUUGUUUGUUUAUUGAUUUAUUCAAUGAUGUAAUUCUUUUUUUUCUAUUUCUGGAUUCAGACCUUUGUAAUAUUUGGGGAUUGCGAGGUUGUAUUUUGAAAAGAGGCGUUCUUGGGAUUAAGACAAGAAGACAAAAUGCUUUAAAACACAAAGACAAAAGGCCAAGCUUUAAAACAAAAACUGAAACCAAAUGUAAAGACUGUUCUUGUAAUGGGUGUCAUCUCAGAGCCCGUCUCAACUGAUAAAAGCCCUAACCUGACAGAGGGAGCGAGAGAGAGAGAGAGAUUCAAACUGAUUCAUGAAAUGGGUCCAUUUUAGAGUAAUAGUGGCCCCUGAAAUUUCUCCUUUCACUUUUCUACUUACACCUGUGUGUGCCAAUAGGAGUUCAAACACGUCUAAAUGCCUCUAUAUGUUCAUACGAUCUCCAGCUCUCUCUUGCUUGAUCCCGUCUUUUAUUUCAAGAGAGCGACGUCAUAUAUACCUCAUGUACUUUGAUGAAAAACCAAAUAGACAGAAGCUUUAAUGUGACCAUGGUCGUCUUGGCUCAGCAGAGGGAUACAAUAUACAAUAAUAUAAUAGCCUGGCUAUUGAGUUUGAUGAGCAAAGACUUUCCAAAACUUUUUAAAAGAACAGUUUGUAAGCAGUUUCCUCGGGUUUUAUAGGUAACACGUGCUAUGACCUCACUCCUCAGAACUAGAUGCACCACUCGUCUCUCCUUCAAGUGGGUCUUUGAUUUCUGUUGACAAUGCUGUGAGGGUACGGGAGGUGUUUAUGGCAACGUCUCUUCUGAGAAGGUGUGUGUGGGGUAUUAAGUGUGAUGAUGAUGCUGUACAGUAUGUAUGCCUGUGAAGGGCUCUCCUGUGGUGGACUGAGAAUGAUACCAAAGUUAAACCCCCACAGUGAGACCCGACACACACAACACACACACGGAGAACACACACACACACACACACACGCAGUUAAUCCAUGUGUAUAUAAACAUUCAGGAGUCUUCAUGAAGACUAAAUGCUACAUAAUGGUAUUUAUUUACCCUUCAUUGAUAUCAAAAGACAUAAUACUGUCGUCAAGAGCACUUAAUGCUAUGAAGCUAUGCGCCUUGAAUUGUGACCAUUUUAUACAGUAGUUACAAGUGGCUAUGAAUGUUUGUUUUAUGUGCUUAUUAAGAAUGUCUUCAACUUAUAGGUCUCCAUCAACUAAGAUAUUUCUUUGGCCUUGAGAACACAAAAAUGUCUGAACGUCACAUCAAAUCAGACAAGAUAUAAUAAAAGAGAGAACAAACAUACUCAAUUUGCCCAAAUCAAGUGGAUAUAGUAAGAGAGAGAACAAAAGUCCAUUUUCCCCAUAUGCUUUGUUUAUUUUUUUGAAACAUUUUUUUCUACAAUACAGCUUAAAUCCAAAGGUCAUUUAAUGGAGGAUGGCAAAGAAAGAUUUUACUAAUGAAAACCUCAAUAGUGAAAACCAAAGAGCUCCACCACACAUUCUUUCUUUUACAAGUAAAAACUUUGCAUUUUUCUUUUUGACGAUAAAAAUGGCAAAAGUUCUCUUUAAUACAACGACGUUUGAUGAUGAUGAUAACUAUGAUGCUGAUGAUAACUAAAACACUGCUCUGUGACUUUGUAUCUGUUACGACCCAUUUCCUUUCUGUUUGUGAGUAACCUGCUUUUACCUCAAGGCUCUCUCUGAGUUAGUAACCCGUUUUUUGAUUUUGUUCCCAACUGUUAAACUGCCCCUUACUCAUCGCUAUCGGUGUGCCUGUUGUUUGGGGGGAGGGGGACAAAUGAAACAGUAAGUGUUAGGAAUAAAGUGCAAAUUUAGACCAA
Messenger RNA from Oncorhynchus keta (chum salmon), 9157 nucleotides. It is a transcript of the gene pou2f2a, whose product is annotated as POU domain, class 2, transcription factor 2. Bases 1077 to 3155 code for a protein of 692 amino acids. The transcript is spliced from 15 exons. The record is from RefSeq and is a predicted model, not a curated record. Gene Ontology annotation, molecular function: RNA polymerase II cis-regulatory region sequence-specific DNA binding; DNA-binding transcription factor activity, RNA polymerase II-specific. Gene Ontology annotation, biological process: regulation of transcription by RNA polymerase II. Gene Ontology annotation, cellular component: nucleus. NCBI's taxonomy places the organism in Eukaryota, Metazoa, Chordata, Actinopteri, Salmoniformes, Salmonidae.